AUGCACCAAGAAGGACCGGUCAGCCAACAUGCACAUGUUGCUGAUGAAAGCCACAAUGACAAGAUAAAGCAGUGCAUUGAUGAACUAGAUCUGACCGAAGAGGAUUUUUUGAAGACCCCACUCUUCGCAUCAUGCAGUCCUAGCUUUGUCUCCGAAAUGGUUCUGGUUGCGCAGACAGAAGCAUACCAGCCUGGUGAGAAGUUAUGGCUCCAGGGCGAAGAGUGCCGGAAGCUCUACAUCCUGAAGUCGGGAGAGGUGGAGCUAGUACAAGAAGAUGGCACUGCGAUGCACAAGUGGAACGCUGGUGCCAUCUUGGGCCUUUGCAUCUUGCUGAACGUCCAUCACCGAAUGCGUUCAGCGCAAGCCUCGGCCGCGUGCGAGUGUUUGACCUUGCCAUCAUCCUCGUUCCAUGCGAUCUUGAAGCAGCAUCCGGCGGAAAAGAAACACUUCAUCGAGGCCGCACAGAGAGAAGCCCGGAGCAUCCUGGGAGAUCGCCAGUUUGAUUGCUUGGUAUCCCCAACGCCACCUACCACGGUGCGCAGGAAGUCCUUCCAGAGGAGCUCUCCUGGCGACAAAUCACCAAAGAAAUCAAAAGCGUUGUCGAAGCUUCCAACGAUUGAGCCGGCUAUGAAGCAAGUGGCUUCGACAAAGUUAUCACCAUCAAACCUGGCGACGAAUCCCAAGCUUCGGCGACCUUCGUGGUCAAAGAGGUGUGCCGGGGUGCUUGCCGAUGAGGACAGUGGCUCUGACACGGAGUUGAAUAUGGUAAGCGCGCAAUUUUCAGACCGUCAAGUCAGUACUCAGAGUGCGCCAGACAACAUGCAUUGGGCUCGCAGCUCAACCGCACCUUUGUUUCCGAUUAUGUUGACGCCGGAUGCUGGUGGGAGUGGUACAUGCAGUAUGCACUUGUCUCCUCGACCGCCGGCUUCACCACGAUUAUCCUUUGAUCAUUCGCCGAGUCCAUCAGCAGCCAGCAAGUCAACAUGCCCAGACUGCGCGGAUGAGAUGAGCCCAGCUUCCCGCAAGGCUGCGUAUUGGUGCGAUGUGAUUAAAGAUUGGUUUGGUUGCCUGGACACAGAUGACAGCGGCCGGAUUGACAGGGAUGAGUUCAAGAGCAUUGCUCAAAAUCUCUCCGCUGCAUUUGCUUGGGAUGAUCAUCAGUCAGCACUGUUGCUCCAGGAGAUCGAUAAAAACAGCGAUGAGCAAGUGGAUUUGCCUGAGUUUGCAGACUGGCUCACCAACGUACACGCCACCAUGACUUUCAGUCCUGAUGGAUGGCUCCAAACCUAUGAUCUGGGAGACACCCUGCAGCCACUUUACGAGUGCUAUGAUCCGGACCACAGCGGCAUCUCCAAGGACCAGUUUGUCCGCACCUAUCGCAUCAUCGCGAAUGCCUUGAAGCACACCCCUGUGGCUUUGCAGAAGAAAGCAGAUGUAUGGGUGCGUGCUGCAGAGGAAGAGUACGAGAACUUAAACGACGGCGGAAAGGACAUACUCAUUGAAAUCGAUGAUUUCAUCCAAUGGCAGGCCCAACUGCUCAAGCAUUCCGGAAUACCCAAUUCACUGAUGCCCGAGAAAGUGGCUGGCCUUGCCCAAGCCUUGAAGGUCAUCAAUGACUUGGACAAGAAGUCGACGCUGGCAGAUGCAGAUGAAGCUGCUCUGAGCAAAUCAAUUCAGAAAGUUGCCACUCUUGCCAGAGAGCUCUAUUUGCCAUGCAGCCAACAGCUGCGCAAGCUCUUAGAGGCAAACAACCAGGAAAGAAAGGAGACGCAAGGCUGCGAUGAAAAUUACAAGUGGGAGAAUCCGCCAGACGGCGCAGUCAAUCGGCUUCGUCGGGACUGUGCCAUCAACAUGGGGGUUCUCCUGCCUGGUGUCUUACCACACAAGCACGGAGAGACUUCAAAGAGCGACGUUUGGAGAUUCGCCCGUCGAAACUCGCACAUGCGCAACCGUAUGAACACGCCUGUGCUUGGCGAGCUGCUGCUGUGCUUUCAUUCAUGCGCUGGCAGCACGGGUGAGGCCAAUCGUUUUUUCGCUUGGUUGGAGGCUCCACGCAAAAGCGAGCGCGAUCGGAACAUGUACUACGAACUGGUCCCACGCGACGAUGGCUGUGGCAACGACUUGGAGCCUGAAUGGCAACGACUUCCGGACGGAACUGCCUUUCAUGCAGAGCUCGAGCGCGUUCCCAAGGAGCAGGUUCUACUGGCAUUGCUGAAAACCCAGGAACUGGCCCAUGACGAGCUCCAGUGGACGCAGGUGCAGCGAAGCUUCGGCUUAGCAGAACGCUUGGAGCUCGUGAAGCGACAAGAUGUGGAGCAGGUCAGCAAAGUGAUCCAUACGUUCGCACGCCAGUACGUCAUGCAGCAGCCAUGGCACCGUGAACAGCUGGAGAUGGGUCUGACGGUCAGCGACAUCGUCAAUGAGCACUUGCAGGACGCUGCCUUUAGCCCAGAAGAAGUGCUCCGCUUGCUCAUGGACCAGGAGAAAAUUGCGGAUGCACAGCCCGAGCCAAAAAACAAGCUCGUGGCAACUCUAUCCAAAAUGUUCUCGAAAAAUUUUGAAGCUUGA
Molecule: messenger RNA, 2568 nt
Organism: Symbiodinium pilosum
Lineage: Eukaryota; Dinophyceae; Suessiales; Symbiodiniaceae
Source: the annotation of a GenBank genome assembly